Messenger RNA from Chionomys nivalis (European snow vole), 3879 nucleotides. It is a transcript of the gene Il17ra, whose product is annotated as interleukin 17 receptor A. The record is from RefSeq and is a predicted model, not a curated record. The coding region runs from base 104 to 2689 and encodes 861 amino acids. The transcript is spliced from 13 exons. Gene Ontology annotation, molecular function: interleukin-17 receptor activity. NCBI's taxonomy places the organism in Eukaryota, Metazoa, Chordata, Mammalia, Rodentia, Cricetidae.
CGUGCGAAGCAGACGAGCGAGAGUCCAGGGCUGGGAAAGCCCGUCGUGAGCCCUCUCCGUCCGGCCAAGCCAGCCGCGAGCGCUCCGCGACGGUGCCUGGGACAUGGCGACUCCGCGCCACCGGCCGCGGGUCCUUCCCGGGCCCGCGCUGGGCGGGCUGCUCCUGCUGCUGAGCGUACUGGCCUUGGGCCGCGCCUCCCCGCGCCUCUUGGACUUCCCAGCUCCGGUCUGCGCGCAGGAGGGCCUGAGCUGCAGAGUCAAGAAUAGUACCUGUCUGGAUGACAGCUGGAUCAACCCUCCAGACCUGACCCCGUCUUCCCCCAAACAUGUCCAUGUCCAGCUGAACUUGUCCACCCAGCGCGGAGAGCUGGUCCCCGUACUGCACAUUGAAUGGGUACUGCAGACGGAUGCCAGCAUUCUGUACCUCAAGGGAGCAGAGCUGUCCAUCCUGCAGCUGAACACCAAUGAACGGCUCUGCAUUGAGUUUGAGUUUCUGAGCAGCCUGACGAAUCAGCGUAACCGGUGGCGGUUUUCCUUCAGCCACUUUGUGGUAGAUCCUGGCCAGGAGUAUGAGGUGACAGUUCACCACCUGCCCAAGCCCAGACCUGAUGGAGACCCAAACCACAAGUCCAAGAUCAUCUUGGUGCCUGACUGCGAGGAUCCCAGGAUGAAGAUGACCACAUCUUGUGUGAGCUCAGGCAGCCUGUGGAAUCCCAACAUCACUGUGGAGACCUUGGACACCCAGCAGCUGCGAGUGAGCUUCACCCUGUGGAACGAGUCCACCCCCUACCAGAUCCUGCUGGAGAGUUUUCCACACUCGGACAACCAAAGCUGCUUUGAUGACAUUCAGCAAAUCCCUGCGCCCAGACAAGAAGAAUUCCACCAGCGAGCCAACGCCACGCUCCCUCUAAGCAGCUCUAACUGGUGCUGCCGCCACCACGUGCAGGUCCAGCCCUUCUUCAACAGCUGCCUGAAUGACUGCUUGAGACAUGCUGUGACCGUGUUUUGCCCAGACAUCCCAAAGACCCCAGAUUCUCUUGCAGACUCUAUUCCUCUGUGGGUGUACGGCUUCAUCACGGUCAUUGCCAUUCUGCUGGUGGGCUCUGUGAUCCUGCUGACCAUCUGCAUGACCUGGAGGCUUUCUGGUUCUGAUCCUGAGAAACACAGCGAUGACUCAAAAUGCAGUGGCACUUCGCCAGUAGCUGAGCUGACUCCCCCACCCCUGAAGCCCAGGAAAGUCUGGAUCAUCUACUCAGCCGACCACCCCCUCUAUGUGGAGGUGGUCCUCAAGUUCGCCCAGUUCCUCAUCACUGCCUGUGGCACUGAAGUAGCUCUUGACCUCUUGGAAGAGCAGGUUAUCUCAGAGGUGGGGGUCAUGACCUGGGUAGGCCGACAGAAACAGGAAAUGGUGGAGAGCAACUCCAAAAUCCUCAUCCUGUGCUCCCGAGGCACCCAGGCCAAGUGGAAGGCCAUCUUGGGUUGGGCUGAGCCUGCUGUCCAGCUACGGUGUGACCACUGGAAGCCUGCAGGGGACCUUUUCACGGCAGCCAUGAACAUGAUCCUGCCAGACUUCAAGAGGCCAGCCUGCUUUGGCACUUACAUUGUUUGCUACUUCAGCGGCAUUAGUAGCGAGAGCGAUGUCCCUGACCUCUUCAACAUCACCUCCAGGUACCCACUCAUGGACAAAUUUGAGGAGGUUUACUUUCGGAUCCAGGACCUGGAGAUGUUUGAGCCUGGCCGGAUGCACCAUAUCAAAGAACUCACGGGGGAGAAUUACCUGCAGAGCUCUAGUGGCGCACAGCUCAAGGAGGCUGUGGGCAGGUUCCAGGAGUGGCAAACCAAGUACCCUGAUUGGUUUGAGCGGGAGAACCUCUGCUUAGCAGGUGACCAAGAUCUCCCAUCCCUGGAUGAGGAAGUGUUUGAAGACCCACUACUGCCACCAGGGGGAGGAAUUGUCAAACAGCAGCCCCUGAUGCGGGAGCCUUCUGAGGGCUGCCUGGUGGUGAAUGUCUGUGUCAGUGAGGAAGGAAGCGGGGUAGCAAAGCUUGAUCCGCAGCUGUGGCCACAGAGAAAACCCGUGGCUCAGAUUCUCCAGACCAUGGUGCUGCCGGCAGAACAAGUGUCUGCAGCUCAUGUGGUGGAACCUGUCCCUCUCCCACAUGGCAGUGGAGCUGUGACCCAGCUGACCCUGGCAGAAGACAGCGAGGCCUGCCCGCUACUGGGGGCCCAGAGGAACAGUGUCCUCUGUCUCCCUGUGGACUCAGAUGACUUGCCUCUAUGUAGCACUCCGAUGCUGUCACCUGAGCACUUCCACGGUGAUGCAAGAGAGCAGCUAGAAAGCCUGAUGCUCUCAGUGCUGCUGCAGAGUCUGAGCGGACAGGCCCAGGAGAGCUGGGUGAGGCCCGUGGUGGUGCUCAAGGAGCCCUGCACUUCCUCUGAGGAGGAGCAGCGGCAGUCAGUGCAGUCGGACCAGGGCUAUAUCUCCAGAAGCUCCCCGCAGCCCCCUGACUGGCUCACAGAGGAGGAGGAAUCAGAACUGGAUAAGUCAGCUGAGCCUCUGUCUCCUGAGGUCCUGCAGAACCUGAGGAACCUCCAGCGGCAACUCCUCUUCCAGGAGCUUGAGAAGAACCCUGGCUGGGACAGUUUGGAGCCACGGAGACCAGCCACAGAAGAGCAGGCUCCCUCCUAGGGCCUCCUGCUGCUGGUGCUUAAGCAGAUGUACAUUGUACUGGUGUGUAUGUGUGUGGGGGAAGCAGCAGCUUUGGAGAUCUGCAUCUCUGAGUUUGACAUAGUGGCAUAUACCUGAAGUCCCAGCACUUGGGGCCUGAGACUUGAUCCCCUGAACCAGGGGGUUCAGGGCCAGUGUGGGCAACAGAGCAAGACCUCAGAAAAAUAAAUAUAGACAUUUUGAUCCUGAUCCCUAAACACCCCCUUUCACUCGAUAGGCACAUCUGGUCGUCAUCAUACAAGAAUCCACAGCAUGUUUCCAGGUUCUCAUAGCCAAGCGGGUCACUCAUUCCUGGAGCAUCUGUCUGUACCUUACUAUGCAUCAGGAUUGGGGAUUAAAAAAUAAGUUACAUGACACAGCCUUGGCCACCAAGAAACUUAAAAACCAGUAAGGAUGAAAAAUUAGCCAGGAUGAUAAUAGGAGACAUGAGGCUGCUGGCCCUGGCCACAGAAAGAACCCUAAGAGCCUGAGAGCAGAGGUCUUGGGAGGGGAGCAGCCUGUGGCUUGAGUAUUAUGCAGGAGCUGGAGCUCAGGGUGGAGAGAACUUUGAGGCUAGGGUGGGAGCAGCUGGGGACUCAUUCCUAAGUGGAUCUGUUGCCCUGUGGGGGAGGAAACUGCAUGCCAAAUAUACCCAGAAGUCUUCCCAGAUCCAUUUUGUACAAAGAGUCAAGAUAGAAAUGGGGGCUGCAAAACUGAAGAAGCAGGAAGAGGCGUGUGAAAUCCUGAGCUCCAGUGCUGGCAGCCAGUCUGUGGGAGGGCUGGUGCGUGGUUCUUCACGGAGUGCAGUCACCUGAUCCCAGCAGCUUGGGGCCCAAGACCCCUCAUCUCUACCUCAGGGUGUAGUAGUGGAGCAAAGUAAGAUGUGGGGGUUCUGUGAUGGGGACAUGGCAGCGGGCAACGGGCAACACAGCGGGCCCUGAGAUCAGAGGGAAGUAUGUCACUGUGUGCCUGAGGCGUAAGCAAAGGUUGGUUAACGUAGCUCCUGGGAUGCCCUUUUGGGGCAGAUAGCAGGCUUGGGUCCUAGAGAAUACACAGGUGUGCAUGCCCUGAGCCCCAUGCUGGCCACUCCCAGCCCUUCAGGCUUCAGGGAGAAAAGAACUACGAAGUCUGUGGGCAAAGCAAAAGCAGUGUUUCUGUGUGUGUAUAUGUGU